This is a messenger RNA of Verticillium nonalfalfae, 1425 nucleotides long. RefSeq lists its product as uncharacterized. The transcript has 3 exons. Gene Ontology annotation, molecular function: translation initiation factor activity. Bases 1 to 1425 code for a protein of 474 amino acids. Gene Ontology annotation, cellular component: eukaryotic translation initiation factor 3 complex; cytoplasm. The record is from RefSeq and is a predicted model, not a curated record. Lineage: Eukaryota; Fungi; Ascomycota; Sordariomycetes; Glomerellales; Plectosphaerellaceae. Gene Ontology annotation, biological process: translational initiation.
AUGAGCGGCUACCAGAACGGCGAUCGCCGCAACGUGGGCGACGACAGCGAUGUUGAGGAGGAGGCCCUUGUCGCCGACUACAAGGAGCAGGUCCAAUAUGAGGAUGGUGCCGAGCUGGAGCAGGUCAACUCGAUGACCAUGGCCCAGCAGACCGACGAUAUUCAGUCGCGCCUCGCCGCCGCUGCUCAGCCCCUCGACUUCUCUGCUCCCCUCGAAGUCAAGUUCCAGAGCUACGACGCCUACUGCAGCCUGUUCCACUUCAUCCUGAACAGCGAGGGACCCGUCGACCUCGAGCCGCCAUCAUACUACUGGGCGUGGGACGUCAUCGAUGAAUUCAUCUACCAGUUCAACUCUUUCUGCUCCUACCGCAUGCGUCUCGCAAGGCAGAACAACAACGAGGAGGAGCUCCAGGUUCUUAAGGAGAACCCCAACACGUGGGGCUGCUACAGCGUGCUCAACGUUCUGUACUCGCUCAUCCAGCGGUCCCAGAUCACCGAGCAGCUCGGCGCCAUGAAGCGGAACGAGGACCCCAUGGCCGUGGCCGGCGAGUACGGAUCCAAGAACCUGUACCGCAUGCUGGGAUACUUCUCCAUCAUCGGUCUCCUGCGGGUGCACUGCCUCCUCGGCGACUUCAGCCUCGCCCUCAAGACGCUCGACGACAUUGAGCUCAACAAGAAGGCCAUGUUCGCGCGCGUCAUGGCGGCCCACUUCACCACGUACUACUACGUGGGCUUCUCCUACAUGAUGAUGCACCGCUACUCGGAUGCCAUCCGCAUGUUCAGCCACAUCCUCGUCUACGUCUCGAGGACCAAGAACUUCCAGAAGAGCGCGCAGUACGACUCGAUCACCAAGAAGAACGAGCAGAUGUACGCUCUCAUCGCCAUCUGCGUGGCCUUCCAGCCGACGCGUCUCGACGACACGAUCCACACGGCCCUGCGCGAGAAGUACGGCGACCAGCUCCUGAAGCUGCAGCGCGGCGGCCCCGAGUCGCUCCCCAUCUUCGAGGAGCUCUUCCGCACGGCGUGCCCCAAGUUCAUCUCGCCCACGCCCCCCGACUUUGAGAACCCCGAGGCCAACAUUGACCCGGUCGAGCACCACCUCUCCAUCUUCAUGGACGAGGUUAAGACCAACAUGUGGAGCCCCACCAUCAAGUCGUACCUCCGCCUGUACACGACCAUGGACCUUAACAAGCUGUCGGGCUUCCUCGACGUCAAGCCCGACGAGCUCCGCGCCUGGCUCCUCGUCAGCAAGCAGCGCACCAAGCAGCUGCGCUGGUCCGAGAACAGCCUGCUCGACGGCGACCUCGUCAACGUCAGCGACCUCGACUACGCCAUGCAGAACGACCUCAUCCACAUUUCCGAGGCCAAGGUCGGACGCAAGCUGGUGGACUGGUACCUCCGCAACCUGUCGCGCACCUACACUUAA